Molecule: messenger RNA, 2835 nt
Organism: Hyla sarda
Lineage: Eukaryota; Metazoa; Chordata; Amphibia; Anura; Hylidae
Gene: ENGASE
Product: endo-beta-N-acetylglucosaminidase
Exons: 14
Coding region: 157-1917 (586 amino acids)
Biological process (GO): protein deglycosylation
Cellular component (GO): cytoplasm
Molecular function (GO): mannosyl-glycoprotein endo-beta-N-acetylglucosaminidase activity
Source: RefSeq, a predicted model, not a curated record
CUGGGGGCACUGCUGCCAUUCUCUGUCUAUUUCUGUUUCUCCAGGUUCUCCCUCCCACGCUUCACCAGAAGGAGCCACCGAGGAGGCUGCACUAUUGUACAGGAUCUUAGCCAUCGCCUCCUCCUAGCACAUUGGUAAAUUCUUCUCAGUCCAAACAUGAAAGUUUAUAAAGAGCUCAUUAGAUAUGAGUCUGCUCCAUUGUCAGCUAGACAUCAUGACAGAGCGACCACCGAACCCAUCAGCUUUUUCUUCUCAAAUAUGGAGGAACUGCUUUCAUGGAAACCAACUAGCCAAGACAUGUUUAAUAUUGCUGUGACACCUCUUGCAAAAAGAUUUCCACCUAUUGGUAGCCAGAGACCAAAGACUCUUGUCUGCCAUGACAUGAUGGGAGGCUAUCUAGAAGACAGGUUUAUCCAGGGCGCUGACACUAAGGACCCAUAUGUAUUCUACCACUGGCAAAACAUUGAUAUUUUUGUAUACUUCAGUCAUCGGAUGUUUACCCUUCCUCCUGUGUGCUGGACAAAUGCUGCUCACAAGCAUGGUGUUCCUGUGUUGGGUACUUUUAUCACAGAAUGGGAAGAUGGUGCCAAAGUGUGUGAAUCGAUUUUGGCUGGAGAGGAGUCUACGUAUAAAUCAGUGGCAGAUCAGAUGGUUUCCCUUGCACGGUUCUAUAGGUUUGAUGGCUGGUUGAUUAACAUUGAGAAUGUUCUGAGUCCACUGGCAGUGUCCCAGGUGCCCUUGUUCCUUUCCUAUUUAACAGAAAAGCUGCACUCACAAAUUCCAGGGGGUCUGGUUCUUUGGUAUGACAGCGUGAUCCACAGUGGGGAGCUGAAGUGGCAGAAUGAAUUGAAUGAUGAGAAUAGGCAGUUUUUUAGCGCGUGCGAUGGAAUUUUCACCAACUACAACUGGAAGGAAGAGCACCUGCAGCGCAUGGCAGCAGAGCCGCGCAGGACAGAUGUCUAUAUUGGUGUGGAUGUCUUCGCUCGGGGAGAAGUUGUAGGGGGAAAGUUUGAAACUGUCAAGUCACUGGAGAUGAUACGGCAGUAUGGCUUCUCUGCUGCACUGUUUGCUCCAGGAUGGGUGUACGAGUGCUUCAACAGAGAACAAUUCCUGGAGAACCAACACAGGUUUUGGUCUCUGUUGGAAAGUCACCUGUACGGUCACAGCCUCAGCGUCCUCCCUAUAUGUUCCUCCUUCUGUCUUGGCCGUGGCAUGAAGAGGUUUUCCUAUGGAAAGGCAGAAGACAUUGGUCCUUGGUUCAACCUUAGCGCUCAGGAAUUACAGCCCAUCCUUUCUGAAGUAGCUACUGAUGAUGGUGCCAGUUAUGUCAAGUGCCGGAUCUGCCCACAAGAUGCCUGGCACGGAGGCAAUUCUCUUCUCAUCGAAGGUGCUUUGUCAGCACAUACUAAUGGCGUUUCUUUGAAGCUGUUCUCUCUACAUGUUCGAGCUCCAGAGAAACUCAUGCUGUCUAUUGUGUACAAGUUGGAGGAUGCACCCAAUGUGUCAGUGUCACUGGAGCUCUCCACACAGGAUGCUCCUUUUUGUGCUGUGGAGAGUGUCGCCGAAAUACCUGAGGCACCAAGUCAGACACAUACUCUGGAACCUCUUUCAGAACCUCCCUUGUUGCUUGCAAAUCCUAAACAGGAUAAAACAUCUGCAUGGUUAAAAAGGUAUUAUGAGGUGCAGCUUAGUGGAUGUUUGCUGACCAGUUUAUCGGUACAUUUUUCGAAAACAAGGCAAAAUGAAGAUGACGAGAGCUUUGUCUGCCGAAUUGGAGAAAUAAGGAAGGAGAACAGCCCCACACAUACAGCCAAUGUCAUCAGAACUAUGUUCAGCAUAAAGAACAGGAGUGUUGGAAGUGAUGAUAUGGCCCCACAGAGCCAUCAUCUCAACAUUAUGGAGUCAGUCUGGGAUUAAGAGACAGAAGGAUCUGGGCAAGCCUACAUCCCCAGAAGAUCGAUGGUUAGUUCUCCAAGAUGUUUGUAGCAACCUCCCUGAUGAGUUCUUCCCUUUACAUAUAUCCUUUGUCUGGAAGUGUUUCUAUCCGGUGUGCACUGAUGAAAACUGAUGGUAGAACUGAUCCCAUUCAUGUAAAUGGGACAGUUCACAAUCAUCCGGUGUCUCAAUUUGGAUGCUGCAUGGUUGGACAUGCCGACGGCUUAGGACAGGGGAACGCAGCUUGCAGCAUUUCCCCAUCUGGUAAUCAGAAAUAAUGGACACUGGAUGCUACACAACUGAUGACAACUGAUGCACAUUGUCAUCAGUUGUGGCAUCAGCUUCGUCAAGAGGACAUAUGUGAACCCAGCCUAAUUGUACAUAGAAGAAUUGAUGUUGUUUUAAAAGCAAAGGGUGAUCUCCCCUAAUAUUGAUUGUUAGAUUUCUCCUUCACUUUGCAUUUUAUUAGUCGUUUUUGCACCUCAAAAUUAUUUGUGGGAUGAAAUUAACAAAAAAAAAAAUGCUAUUUUGUAAAUUUGGGGGCUUCAGAUUUUACACAGGGCACUUUUCAGUAAAAUUGAACAUUUAUCUUUAUUCUGUAGGUCCAUACGAUUCUGACGAUACCCAAUUUUAUAUAGGUUUUUUGUUUUACUACUUUAAAAAAAUUCAAAACUUUUUGUACGAAAAUUAGUAUGCUUAAAAUUUCCUCCUCUGGUACUAUUUUUGUUGUGAUGCUACUUUUUUUAUUGCUUUUUAUGAAGUGACGCAAUUCUGGACUUUUGUAUUUUUUUUACAUGUACGCCAUUAACCGUGCGGUUUAAUUAACAUUAUAUUCUAAUAGUUUGGACAUUUAUGCACUUGGUGACACCACAUAUGUUCACGUUUAUUUUUGUUAACCUU